This is a messenger RNA of Corylus avellana, 420 nucleotides long. The record is from RefSeq and is a predicted model, not a curated record. NCBI's taxonomy places the organism in Eukaryota, Viridiplantae, Streptophyta, Magnoliopsida, Fagales, Betulaceae.
AUGGGAGUGAUAAUACGUAACCAUGAAGGGGAUAUACUUGCUGCGAAAUGUUUUUACAGCCGGGGAUGUUUGAAACCCACUGAUGCCAAAGCCCUUGCUGCUAUGGAAGCAACUCAAAUUUGCUGUGAGCUUGGGUAUGACUGGAUCAAAUUCGUGGGAGAUGUGAAAUUAAUAGUGGAGGCGGUGAACUCUGAUGAGCAGGAUUGGAGUAAAAAGGGACACAUAAUUGAUGCUAUACAUUCAAGCGUUCGAACCUUCUCUCAUUGGACUUUUUCCCAUGUUAACGGGGAGGCAAACUGGGUAGCUCAUGAGCUAGCCACAUUAGCAACUACACCGAACAAGGAUGAGUUGUGGUUCUCUGAUCCACCCACAUGUAUUCAGAAACUUAUUGUUUCUAAGAAAUCUGUACUCCCAACGUGA